GCUUGUCAGACUACUGAGAGAUCGUGAUGCCAAAGGCAGGCAUCACACCGUAUGCAAUCAAAGCUUUCCUCUUCAGACCAGACCACCGUCUCGCUUGCAAAACCGCCUUCCUACCCAGGUUGUCAUCAAUAGUCACGCGUGAACUGGGAUGCCACCUGGAAGUCCUACUAGUCUAUCGUACGCAUGUGCUUGUCUAUCGCAGCCGAACUCGAGCCCCAGACCCGGAACUUGAGCAGGAUAAUGACAGAUAGAUCUUGGCAAGCUGUACGGUACUAAAAUCAUGAUCGUGCCCAUCUUUCUUUGUGACGAUAGUGAUACGAGGUCCCUUCUUACCUGUCACAAGAGCACUCGUCAUCUUCCGAACUCAUAGCAAGUUCCCUCUGAACAAAUUGGAUCGCUCAGAAUGAAGUUUUCGCUCGCGCUCGCAGCUUUGGCUGGUCUUGGUGGGUCUUGGCCAAAGAACCGUUAUUUGAGUCUUCACUCAUGAAAGUUACAGCUUUUGGACGUCCGUCGACUGGGGUGCAGCCACGAGCUGAAGGAACCAUCACAUACGUCGACCAAGAGACCGGAUUUACCUUCUCCGAGUACAAAGCCGCAUUUUCUCUCUCGGCCAACAUUGUCUUCCGCUUCGCGCUCCCUAGCAAUGCACCCUCGGGCCCCUACAACGCCGUCAUUCAGGCCGUGGUUCCCAACCAACUUGGCUGGAUAGGUCUCGCCUGGGGCGGCAACAUGGUCAAAAACCCGCUGACCGUCGCAUACCCCAACGGCCAAAAAGCAACCGUUUCCUCGCGAUGGGCUACUGGACACAGCACCCCCAUGGCCUACACCGGUGCCACCUACACCCUGCUCAACACAGGCAACAAAGUCAACGGCUCGCACUGGCAGUUCACCGCCAAAUGUGCCGGCUGCACCACCUGGACCGGUAGCUCUGGAUCCGUACGGAUCUCGCCGACCGGCAGCUCGCGCCUUGCCUUUGCCUAUUCUACGGGCAAGGCGUCGUCGCCGUCGUCAAACACGUCGACGAUUCCGGUGCACGACACGCCGAACUACUUCACCAACGACUUCUCGCAAGGCCAGAACCCGAACUUUGAUGCGCUGCUAGCGAGGAACGGGGUCUCUGCUGCAAGGGAAGGUGUGGUAUUUGUCGAUGGACCGCUUUGAGGGAGAAGCGAGGUGGAAUGUAGCGAGUGGCGUUGUAGAGUACGUAGUUCUCAAU
Paraphaeosphaeria sporulosa is the source of this 1216-nucleotide messenger RNA. RefSeq names its product CBD9-like protein. The record is from RefSeq and is a predicted model, not a curated record. The coding region runs from base 484 to 1161 and encodes 225 amino acids. Lineage: Eukaryota; Fungi; Ascomycota; Dothideomycetes; Pleosporales; Didymosphaeriaceae. The transcript has 2 exons.